Molecule: messenger RNA, 3154 nt
Organism: Chara braunii
Lineage: Eukaryota; Viridiplantae; Streptophyta; Charophyceae; Charales; Characeae
Source: the annotation of a GenBank genome assembly
AGAUAGAUAGAGAGAGAGAGAGAGAGAGAGAGAGAGAGAGAGAGAGAGAGAGAGAGAGAGAGAGAGAGAGAGAGAGAGAGAGUGAUAACUAUGCACACGCCUCGGGGGCUUAUCCACAUGAAUGUGGCUCCACAAGGGUGGACGAAUACGGUGGCGAUGGUCCAGAGGAAUAUGAUCCGGGUCAUGCAAACAGUUAGUCCACACAUCACGCAGCCGUACAUCGAUGACCUGGCGGUAAAAGGGCCGCGAAAAAGGGAAGACGAUGAGGUCCUGCCUAGAGUAAGGCGGUUUGUCUGGAGGCACAUUCAGGAUCUUGAUAAAGUCUUGGGCUUGCUUGAGGAGUACAACCUUAUGGCUAGUGGGCCUAAGUCUAAGCACUGUAUGAAGGAAACGACUAUCUUGGGGUUCGUCUGUAAUGAGAACGGUCGGCGGCCGGAUGUUAAAAAGACGGAUAAGAUAGUUGAGUGGCCGGUGCCAUUCCGUUCUGUAACAGAUGUAAGGAGCUUCCUAGGUACGUGUGGGUUCUGGAGGUCCUUCGUCAAGAACUUUGCGGCAAAGACAGAGCAGUUAAGGAAGCUGGUCCAGCAAGAUCAGGAGUGGACCUGGGAUGAGGAUCAGGAAGAGGCUGUGGCCAACAUGAGGGAGAAAUUCCGGAAAGGAGGGUUGGUACUGGGAGCGCCCGAUUAUGACGCUACGGAGACGAGACCAUUCAUUGUGGAGACCGAUGCAGGACCGACGGCCUUGGGUGGAGUUCUAAUCCAAGCAGACAUCAAGGGGAAGGAGAGGCCGUUGCGCUUUGAGAGUCGCACGUUGCCUAUUCGACUGGAGAUUGUGAAUGCAGAUGACUUCAUCCCAACAUUCGAUCAAUUCAUGCAAGACCAGGCAAUACUGCAAAGCGAGUGGAUGACGACGUUACCCCUGUGGACCCGAAAGGCGGAAAGACCUUUGGCCAGACAGAUCAGGGAUAUGGCCCGAGAUUGGGAUGGUUGUAGAGCGCACUUGAGGGCGGCAUUCCGGCAGACAGAACCACCUCGGCCUAGAGUCGAAAGGCGCCUCAGGAGCUGUAGGCAAAGGGAACCUGAGCCCGCAGAGGACCGAAUCUCGCGAAGAGGACGGAAGGCGCUCGCUAGGCGAGAGGAGGAAACGGUACCUGAGGCAGAGGAGCGAGGAGAAGGCCCCGAGUGUGAAUUGGGGCCAGUAGAGUUCCACCGCUAUACUGGGGGAGGACCGGGAGAAGCGCCACAGCAUAUACAGGAAGAGAUACCGGUCGUUGAAGGGUCACUGCAAGAGUUAGAGGCACAUCUGGACGCUGCCCAGUGGAGAGAGCCGCUGAUGAGUGAGAGGCGCAUUGAGGCCGUCGCGGAAGUACCGCAGGAGGACGUUCUAGAUCCUGAACAGGAGGAAGAGCUGAGUGCUACGAAAGGCCGGACUGGGGAUGAGAUCAUAGAAGUUGAGGAAGAUACUCCCCCUCAGGGGCCAGCCGUGGGGCUGAGGCUCGGUAGUCCACUCAAGAGCCCGCCAGAUACGAGGAAGAAAGUACAAAGAAAGGAAGUCUCGAUCUCGGUGUCGGAGACAACCCUAUCGCCAACAGGAAUGGAGGCAAGUGAGGCGGAGGGGGCCAGUCUGAGAAGGGAGGCAGACAGUCUGAUUGAUAGCCAUCUGGCCGCCCACGGUCUGAAGCCACCUAGUCUGGAAGAGGUCAUACCUGUGGAGUCACCCCGGGAACCAGGUCAGGCCGAGAGAGAGGUGGAAACGAGGAUCUCAGGGGAAGUCGAACAAUGCACGGUAGAGGAAGUACCAGCGAGAGAGACGGCUGAGGCGAAGCAGGCUAGAGUGGCAAGACGCUGGGAGGAAAUCCGGCAGGAGGGGCAAAGAUUGGAAGCGGCAGGGGUACUUCCAAGUCCGCCACCGCCCUAUAAACCAUAUGGGCUUCCGGAGAUGUGGGGAGAGUUUCUUGCUCGUCAUGGCGAAGGGUUGACGGCCCCAGGCAAGGCAGAGGUUGAAACCUCACAGAGAGCUGAUGAGUAUUUGGACCAGAGGAUUCGCUCCGUAUCCAAGACCUCCCUCGACGGGUAUAUGAUGUUGGAGGCGGAUCUGAGAAGGAAGGAACUGAGGGAAGCAGGGCUGGAGUCACGGUUGGGGACCAUUGAGGCAGAAGUCCGUGAGCUCAGGGCUCUGGUGGCUAGCCAAGCCGCCACCAUCCUGGAAUUGAGGCAGCAACUCCAUGGCAGCAGGGAUGGGGCGGAGAGUAGCAGGCCAGGAGGGCAGAGUCAGCCGAGACAUGGCAUAUCAGAGCAACCGGCUGUGGCGGAGCCUCAGCGAGAGGCACCUAUGGGAAGAGUCAUUUUGGAGCCUGAGGAGGCAAAAGCCAAGAGAAAGGCUGAGAGGGACGCCUUCGAGUUCAGAGCCCCUACGGAGCUUGCGGUGCUACCCACGAUGUUUGCAGACCCUGCCAUGCCACCGUCACUUGAGGAGAGACUGCCCUCGGCCAGUGAUGAGCCUCCCCAAGGCUCGACAGGAGGAUCCUUGGAUGUGCUACUGGAAGCAGUCCACUCUAUGCAGGAGGAUGCUGGCUUGUUUUCACCAGAGUCCAAGUUGGAAGAGUCCCUGGAGAGCGAGAUGGGAGGUGCAAUAGAGGACAUCAUCGCAGGCAGGCCCCAGAGGUUGGAUACUCCUGACUAUGAGCCAGUGGGAGCAAGGGUGCAACCAGGGUCCAGUCCGCGAGAGUCGGAAGCGGGAUCUGAGGGACCCAAAGAUGUGCCUCAGUGCCAUGAGUUGGACGAAGAGGCCAGGGAAACCCCAUCGCCAGCAGGGCCCCAGAGGAAGAAGAAGAGGCCAAGGAAGUCUUUCGACUCGACCUGUUUCUAUUGUACAAGGGGAGAGCACAGGGCAUUGCAGUGCCUCAAAUUCCUAAAGGACCAGGCAGACGGGAAGGUCUCGGAGAAGAUGUAUGAUAGGCAGGGUAGAGUGGUGGAACGAGCUGUAGAUGGGGGUAGAGCUCAAUUGUACGAGCAAAACCAGGAGGAGAUGAGUGAGAAGGGUCUGGUUCACCUGAAUAAAAGCUGGAUAUUUCUUUGAUGAUCUUGCUAUUACUUAGGCAGGGUGGACACCUACGACGUUGAGUGUGUAGAUGGGACCUGCAGCAUGGGGUGGC